This is a messenger RNA of Carassius gibelio (silver crucian carp), 1574 nucleotides long. RefSeq names its product homeobox protein HMX1-like. The transcript has 2 exons. The record is from RefSeq and is a predicted model, not a curated record. Gene Ontology annotation, biological process: regulation of transcription by RNA polymerase II; negative regulation of DNA-templated transcription. Gene Ontology annotation, cellular component: nucleus. Lineage: Eukaryota; Metazoa; Chordata; Actinopteri; Cypriniformes; Cyprinidae. Gene Ontology annotation, molecular function: DNA-binding transcription factor activity, RNA polymerase II-specific; RNA polymerase II transcription regulatory region sequence-specific DNA binding. The coding region runs from base 283 to 1143 and encodes 286 amino acids.
CGAAGUCGAACUGGAGCCGGUAAUACCCUUUUACUAUAGUAAUCCUAUUUGCUAUUGUAGUCGUCCAAUAGCAGAAUGCCCUCCGCUUGUUAAGCAUUUUACUUGACUUGGAUUGUUCUUGACUACAGCCCCGCUUCUCUCUGGACUGGCGCCGUGGACUCACUAAGGAUUUAAUCCUGCUGAAGCAAUGGUCGAGCGGGGAUAUUAUUCGGCGAGAAAGGAUUCGAUGCUUUUUGUUUAGAAUUCGCGCAUCACCCGGUUAUUGCUGUAACUGUAGAAGAGAUGCGUGACAAAAGCCAACAACACCGUCCUUCCACCACAUCCAGGGGCUCAUCGUUUUUUAUCGAGAAUUUACUUGGCUCUUGUAAGACAGAACAGUCCGGUCGUCCUUUAAAGUAUAACGAUGGCAUGGAGCAAGAGAUGGAUCUCAAGGGCAGCGCUAAAGCGCAUCUUAAAGAAAUGUGCAGUCAAGCACCAAGCACAGGCUUCAAGACAGAGAGGAGCACACUAUCACCCCUGGAUUGGUGUGGACUGGAAACCUCAGAGACGGGUCCAAAAGAAGAAACUAACCAUUCCAGUGAGCGUUGCCGCAGCGACAGGGACACCCCGGUGACCUCUGAGCUUCUUGAUGGAGCAGUGGACCGAAAAACGAGCGAGUGCGUGGGUGACGAGGGUGAAGACGCUCGACAGCUUUUCGACGAGCGUUCCGGUCCCGACACUUGCGAGCCAUGCUCGGCCCGGAAGAAAAAGACCCGAACUGUGUUCAGUAGAAGCCAAGUGUUCCGGCUAGAAUCCACUUUCGACAUGAAGAGAUACCUCAGCAGCUCUGAGCGCGCCGGCCUCGCGGCCUCCCUGCACCUGACCGAGACGCAGGUCAAAAUCUGGUUCCAGAACCGCAGAAACAAAUGGAAAAGACAACUGGCCGCGGAUUUAGAGGCUGUUCAUUUUAACCACAGCUCCCAGCGGAUUGUACGGGUGCCCAUCUUGUACCACGAUAAAACGACACCCAUGUCGACUCUCAGUUUUAACGUGUCCCAAGUCUCGCCACCUCUCAUGGGCUUCUCAAAUCCAGUGAACUAUCCAUUUUCGCCCUUUGCUCAUUCGAUGAAUUUAAUGACAUCGCAAAUGACAGGCCUUGUCUGAUCUAUUGUCUAAUAUACUGACAGUAGUGGCCCAAUGACAAUUAUCAAUGUUUCUGAAUGGUGCAAUAACUGAUUUAUACAUAUCCUGCUGGAAAUACAGUACUGAUGUAUAUCCUCCAUCCAAAGAAAAGAAAACACCUAUCACAAGAAAAAUUACAAGUUUGUGUUAAUUGUCACUGUUACAUCUAUAAUCUAGUCUUGGGGGCCCUCAAUGUAAAUAUAAGGGCAACACUUGCUUUUUGCAAAUAUAUAUUUUUUUUCCGAAACACCGAUUUGUAAGUUUUGUCACUUUUUCACAUUAUAAAUUUAAAUAAACGGAUCACGUUAAAGCAAGUAUGAUUUUCCUGUGAAUGAGUUCUUCUAUCAGCUUAGAAGACGUCAAAACUUUAUGGACAGCGGAAAAAACAACAUUCAUGUAGCCUAGCCUAUACA